AUGCAGAAUGGAAAGAAUCAGCCUCGUUCAAAUACGCCUGUGAAGGAUCACCGUACUGCGACAGAGUACAGGCUCUCGAUAUCGAGCAACCCGGGUUCGAGACGAUCGUCAUUAGGUACUGCCAACAAUAACGAUGGUUCAGAGCCGGACGGGGUCGUGAACACAUACCUUCUGCCGCAAAUUCGGGAAUUAUCAGAUGCCAUGAUUACUCUGGAUAGCAACUUUACGCAGAUGAACUUUAUACACGAGAGUCUAGUUGACCUAAAUGAAUCUAUAAGCGCGCUUCUGUACGGCUUGAUGUGCAAUUCGUGGUGUGUGGACUUUCCAAACAUGCCGCACGACACCGCUGCUGAGAUCAAGCUCAUGCAGAAUCUGGGUGCCCUGGAGGAAGAAAGAAAAAGACUUACAGCUUUGGUUGAAGGGCAAGAAACAAACCAUGAGCCUAAGGAGGCUCACAAAGGCAGCUCUGCUCCAACCUUGAAACCUCCUAACGCCUCUUUCGGCCUGCGGGCUUCACCACAGAGGAAUUGGGAUACCCCUGUUGUUGCUGACGGUGGUGUCGACUUCAACGAAGAUGACAAUACGGACGCUUCAUUUGUUUCAAACCCUGUGGCCGACAAUCUGCCACCCUCAGCGCCCUUGGCCAUAGCUGAACGUUCGCGUCGGAUGCGUCGUAAGUCAAUUCUUCACACGAUGCGCAGCAGCGUGGCAGGUACCCACGAGAUCACAGACCCUGGAAAACGCAGGUCAUUAGCCGUGAGUGCCUCGCGCAUUGUAAAGCCACCUUCACGUCAGGCUAUUACUGGGCCUGCUAGGAAUGCUGCUCUGCAUGAUCACAAGAAAUUUCCUUCCCCGCAAUGGCCUAGAAGUAAAGAAAGGCCCCCUUUCCGGUAG
Lachancea dasiensis is the source of this 894-nucleotide messenger RNA. The record is from the annotation of a GenBank genome assembly. Lineage: Eukaryota; Fungi; Ascomycota; Saccharomycetes; Saccharomycetales; Saccharomycetaceae.